UUGAUACGGUUGGAAGUGUUGUCGGAUUUUGAUUUGUGAUAUUGAUUUUUUUGGUUACAUUUUAAAUACAUAACUUUUUCUGAAUUCGAAAUGCUGGAUAAUAACAACAAUUUCUGACUUCGAAACCUCACCCAAAAGGUUAUUUGAAAAAUCUGACACUAAUAUGUUUUAAAAGAAGCAUUAUUUUAUGGAUUGCUAUUAACAUUAGACAUUCCACUUGGCGAAUAUUUUAUCUUAUUCAAAACCAUAUUGGGAUUGGGAUUUUAUGCCGUUUUUGGUUUCGAUGUAAUUGUGAACACACUACUUGGAGUUCGGAGAGCCCAGUUUUCAGUUAAGAUUUGGAUAAGAAGUGUUUUUUUUUGGUUUGGUUUAGUGUUAGUGCAUUUGAGUUCGUAUAUAGUGAAAAAGAGUGAUAGCCAUCGUCUUACUGGUGUUAAGUUACUAAGAAAGUAUUACUGGUGUCUUCGUCGCUUACGUCCGCGUCGUCGUGGCCUCCGCCACUGUUUCGCCGAGUAAAGUCAACAGAAUAAAGAUUUUUGUAUGUUCUGUAACCGGUUUUUUCUCAUCCACUUGUGUUUUUGUUUUUCUUUUUCUUUUGUGAACAAUCUUUGCGCUAAGUCGGUUAUUUUAUAGAAAAAAAAAGAAAAAAAUACUGUCAUUUCUUAAAUGUUUUUAUUUUACAUUUUAUUUCCAGUCCUUUAAAAAAAAUAUUUUCCUGCGCACUGUUCAAGGGAUUUGUAUGUAUUCGAAAUUGCCUUUUUUAUCUUUUUGAAUGUGUUAGUGUUUUUAACGACGCGAGCGACCGACGUCGAAGCAAGUGGAAAUCCUGUACUCCAGCAGGAAAAAUUAUUGUUUUUUCCUCUUUUUCUAAUCGGGUAUUUUGUUUUUUAUUCUGUUUCUCUUAUUGGAAAAAGGAUGCUGCAGUAGCCACCAUCCACUAUGAUGGUGAUGGAUCGCGAGAUGAAAAACAAAAAUUCCUGAAUUUAGUUUGCUUUUGCUGUGUACUGGUUUUUUUUUGCAAUUUCCUUUUUGGUGCUCUUGUACUUAUUUCUUUGUGUGUUGGUAUUGUUGUUGGUGUAUGUAGACAAAAAGAGGAUUUAUUUUUUCAUAGUGUGUUUCUCCAAUGGACCGGUAGCGGUACCUAAAAUCCGGUAAAAGGUGUGAAUAUAAAAAAUUAAGAAAAGAAAAUCAAUUUUAUCUUGACUGUGUGAGACAAGUGUAUGAUUCAUCUUAUAUCAAUUCAUUAUCCUGUUCAAAUAUUAAAAAAAGAAAAAAAAACAAGUUUUAUACCUACUUGGUGAAUUUUUGAAAUCACUUUCCCAAUCUUUGAUGUUUUAUAAUAAAUACAUUUUAAUAAAAUGGGAUUUAUAUGAAAAGUAUUUUAACUGGAAUUUAUCGACAAACCAGAAGCAGAACACGGGAUACCUACAUAAUUAAGAAAAGCAGAGAAAGAGAAAGAUUUUUUCAAGCUGUACAUCGUACAUGUGUAGUGUAUAUAGAUGGAACAUAGAAAAGGCAUCAAACCCAAUAUACCAAGUGUGAUUCGAUCCAACCGUAAAGUAUUUUGAGGAAAAAAAAAACAUUGUUCCAUGUUAUACGCCAACAAUAUGUUUCCCAACAAUACUACAAAAUCAAUUCGUGAACUUGAAAUGUGCGCAGCAUUAACAGUGUGUUACCAUGUCCACCCGAGUUUCGAAAAAUAUCCAUAAGAAUAUAAUAAAAUAAAAAUAAAACAAUAACAUAAUUCCAAGAUUGAGCGACAAAAAAAACUUUCCCAACUUUGUUUGUAAUAGUUAAUUUAAAAAAAUAAUAGUAAUAAAUAGUUGAUCAAUUCAGAUUUAACGAGUACUUUUGUUUACGAAUUUGGGGAGAAAUUCAAGGAACAUCAAUAUGAUGGAAAACAACACAACAGGAUUCGACGAUGAUCCACCACCAGAACCCCGUGAUGGUUGGCUUCUGGUGCGGAUUCACGUGCCUGAACUUAAUGUAUACAAAUGUUUGCAGUUUCCAGCUGAUCGACUGGUUUGGGAUGUUAAGCAGCAAGUUUUAGCUUCGUUACCUAAGGUGGCGUUUUGGUUUAAGGAACUGAAGGAAAGCUUCAACUAUGGACUAUUUUGCCCGCCCUCAAACGGUAAAGCAGGAAAGUUUCUCGAUGAAGAACGGCGUUUGGGUGAUUAUCCUUUUAAUGGUCCUGUCGGAUAUUUAGAACUAAAAUACAAAAGACGUGUUUACAAAAUGUUGAAUUUAGAUGAACGACAAUUAAAGGCGCUACACACACGAGCUAAUCUUCGACGAUUUCUAGAAUGCGUUAAUGGCGGGCAUGUGGAAAAAAUUGCCAAAAUGUGUGCAAAAGGGCUGGACCCAAAUUUUCAUUGUCCGGAAAGUGGUGAAACCCCACUGACUGUGGCGACCGGAGCUAAAAAACCAAAUAAACUUCUCAUCGCACUUGUCAAUGGCGGUGCUUUGCUAGAUUAUCGAACAAAGGACGGAGCAACAGCUCUUCAUAAAGCUGUCGAAAAGGACUCGCUCGAAGGCGUUACCACCCUUUUGGAACUCGGUGCGUCGCCAAAUUAUAAAGAUGGACGUGGCAUAACACCUUUAUACACCUCUGUUACAAAAAAAUGUGAUCCCAAAAUAACGGAAAGCCUGCUGCACGAUCAUGCAACUCUUGGUAUUCAAGAUAAUCAAGGUUGGCAGGAAGUCCAUCAGGCUUGCCGGCAUGGUCUAGUCCAGCAUUUGGAACAUUUAUUGUUUUAUGGUGCGGACAUGGAUGGCCGUAAUGCUUCCGGUAAUACACCAUUGCAUGUUUGCGCUGUUAACAACCAAGAGGCUUGUGCUAGAAUGCUUCUUUUUCGCGGUGCCCAACGUGAGGCCCUUAAUUAUGCAAAUCAAACUCCCUAUCAGGUUGCUGUGAUUGCUGGUAAUCUAGAGCUAGCAGAAGUUAUACAGAAUUACAAAACUGAUGAAAUUGUACCCUUUCGUGGUCCUCCGCGAUAUAACCCUAAGCGCCGUUCUGGAGUUGGAUGGAUGGCAGGUAAUGGAAGUCUUAUAAGUGGUGGUGGAAGCUUCAUGGGUACUUUGACAAGAAAUAGCUCAUGUGGUCCACCAUCCCCAUGCCCGUCUGAACACAUGCCGUACAGUUCGGCUAGUUCUAGUUUAUCUGAAGGAUCAUCAGGCCAUCGAUCACAUGAGGAUGAUAUCAGCAUAGUUACAGAUAAGAGCCUGGGUGACACCAGUGACAUAAUAAGUGACUCGUCUGGAGUUGGCACGAAUUCUGACAGUGCAGCAUGUUCCAUUGGUCACCCUAGUACAACAGUUGUAUGUAUGGAACCAUAUGCUGGGAAUUCAGUGGGGCAUAUUCGUUUACAACCAGGUGAUGUGAUUGAGGUUGUUGGCUCAACAGAUUGCGGAUUACUUGAAGGCUAUGUACGUGGCACUAAUGCUUCAGGAUUCUUUCCGGUGGAAUGUGUACAAGAGGUGAAUAUUCGUCAGAAGAAUAUUACAAAUGUAUCAACAGCGACGAAUAUUUCGAAUUCACAUCAUCAACAGCAAAAUCAACAGUUCCAAGGAUCUCCGGGAAUGCAACGGCUACAGGGUCCUACGACCAAUGGUGGUGGUGGUGUUGGCCACUAUAACAGCUCCACAGCACCAAGAGUAAAAAAACCUGUAAUGGGUGAACCUCGAACCGUUGUACUUCAUCGAGCUAAACGUGGCUUUGGUUUCAUUUUGCGUGGAGCUAAGGCAUCCUCUCCACUAAUGCAAUUGAAACCGUCCGACAGAUUUCCAGCUUUACAAUAUCUUGAUGAUGUGGAUCCUAGUGGAGUUGCUGAUAUGGCUGGAUUGAGGCCUGGAGACUUUCUUCUCGCUAUUGGUGGUGAAGAUGUACGAGCGGCGUCUCAUGAAAAAGUUGUUGAUAUGAUCCGUUCUUCAGGAGCGUUAGUGUCAAUGACGGUCAUUUCACCUCAAUAUCCACAUCAGAUACAAUCCGCAGCAAGUUCUUCUGCUGCUGCACAGCAACAACAUCAACAAUUCCAAGUACAGCAUUAUCAGGGUCCAAGUACGCCACAAGCAGCGCGACAAUGUUCAACGCUACCGCGGAAAAUGUCUCUAGGUCAACCAGGUUUAGGUGGAAGUGGCAGAAUGCCAGCACCCAUGCCCCCACGGCGGGAUCCAAAAACUACCCUUAGUGUUGGUAGGGCUCGAGCUAAAUCCAUGGUUGCUGGUCUUGAAAACGGAGGUGAAAAAGAGGACGAAGACAUUCCAGCAAAAUCUAGCUCAAUUGAAUCCAUAUCAACAACGCCCACUCAAAAUCCCAGCACCCCUGUGCAACUCCGAACUGCUAGCAUUAAAGCUCGGCCAACAUCAAGCCGAAUCACAGCCGCCGAGCUGGAAGAACUAUUUCAACGACAACAAGGGGAAGCGGCCGAUGGUAUGAAUCGUUAUUCAACUAUGAUGACAACAUCUAGAUUUCAAUCAGGUACCGAUAGCGGAGCGGCAACACCACCAAGUAGCGGCUCGCCUAUGAAAGCUCCCUUAGUAUACGCAAGCGUUGCUGAAAUGAAAAGAAAGAAAACAAAAAAUGGAACAUUACGUGGUAAACCGUGUGCAAUACCAACAGUUGGUGGAACGGAAUUGAAACGCUUCCAUUCAACACCUGACUUGAAUACGCAUUUGAACAGCUCAUCUUCUUCGAUAUGGAAUGCUAUUGGCAAAGGUCACCAUUCCCAAGAUGACGUGGCUACACUGCAUGCUUCUUUACAGCGAUUAAAUUUACCACCUCCAACACACCCACCACCACCACCACCUGUUGGACAAGUGGUCAAAGUGGAUGUCUCACGAUCCUCUUCUGAGUACGAGAGUACAAUCACUCUGCAGCAAAAACUUCAAAAAAGAGGAGAUGUAACUGAUAGCUGUGGACCAGCCGAUGGAGUUGCAUCUAGUUUCAACCCCUCGGCAAAUGCCAAGUUGUAUGCAUCACCACAGGAUCUCAGAAACGUUGUUGGUUGGAAACUACGGCGAACCGCUUCGCAAGAGAAUCGUCAACCUUUAAACCAGUCGUCCAAUACAUCGGCACAACAAUUCUUACAACAACCUCCACCCGCACCACCACAACCUACAGCUCAAACUUUAAACCAGCAAAUACAACACAAACAACAACAAAAGCAACAAGCAGUCAACGCAGCGCAAAAAUGUCAAUAUGCUCAGCCUACUCGACAGUUAGUUGGGCAGCUUCCUACGCAUCAUCAACAACAGUACUCGCAUCCCCAAAAUGCUUCACCGCUUCCUACUGGCACUGCACCACCGAUUCCAGAGCCCGAUUACAGUCUCAGUGAAUCGGACGGAGAAGACGAAAAUUCAAUUUUGGUUGCGAGAAACACAAAGCUAAAUGAAAAAAUAGCCCUUCUAGACAUGCCUGAAACCAGUGGAAACAGUAACAACAGUGGAAGUAGCUCUGGUGGCUCUAUUUCGCAUUCAUUCUCUGUUGACGAAAUUCAAAGGAUACGUACUAAUUUAAAAACAUCCAAAUCUUAUCCCAACGAUUUACUGAAACAUGAAAACCAAAAUGAUGUUGAUGUUGGAUCCCAAAAACAAAAUUCACGAUCCCCACCAAACGCGCCUGAAAACAUCGAAGAAGGUGAUAAUUCUUCGUCGGGUGUAAGUAGUGAUCAAGAAAUUCCAACUAAUUCUGCGCAAAUAGCAACAAAUCAAGAUACCCUCAAAAAGAAGUCAUUAACGCUUUCGGUUGGAACAACAACGCCAAAGCAACUAACACCUCUAGCCAAACAGCAGCAGCAUCAACAGGUACAAUUAAUAAAACAACCGACAGUAGCAGCAACCAAAGUAAACACCUUGCUUAUUACGAGCAAGCAAUUAGCACCCGCACUGUCACCUUCCCUAGCUUCUAAAAUUAUAUUGGGUCCAAAUUUGCGAAAGCAUGAGGAACCCAUAACUACUGUUGGCAGUACAAAGCACUGCAUGAGCAUAAACAACAACAGUAACCAUGAUCAUGACACCGAAGAAGAACAGCGCAGUGAAGACGAUGGUGAACUUAGCCCCAGCCCACCAGCGAAAGCAUUUCAACGACAUAACUCGCUUACACGGAAACAAGCAGCUAGCAUCGCAAUGGCUCGAGCAACUCGCGCUGCGGUGUCAUUAGUGCAAUUGCCACCUCCUAUUGAAGCAGACAGUGAUAGUGAGAUGAUGGCUACAUCAACGGGAGAAAAUGGAGUGCCGGGAAAUGCUUCCAGUACAGAAAAUAUUGUUUUAGCGCCACCCCCACAGUUUUGCGAUUGCAAUGAUAUGAAACAUCCAAAAAGUACUGGUGGUGCAACUAGUGGAGGAGCAAAUGUUGCUAAUUCAACUGGAAAUCGUGUUCGAAUUGUAGGAGCAGUGCCAAAAGCAAAUCGCUUAAAUAGUCAAUAGAUAUAUAAAAGAAGUAUUUGAAGACAUUUAAAUUAUUUAUAAGUAAAGUAUAUUAAAUAAUUAAGAAAAACUAUACAUAAUUGUCAUGCAUAUAAUAAAAUAAAGUAACGAUAGAAUGUAACUAACAAAAUUUUAUCUUAAACACAAAAUGAAAACUGCUUUCAUCGCAAUUUUACAACAAAGCUAAUAAGAACCAUAAUAAUGUUUAAAUCAACCCGAUAUGUAUAAACCGAUUCUUUGCAUAUGGGUGCAUUCGCACUUGAAGAACAUGAAUAAUAGUAUAUUUUCCUUGAAAAAACAUAAAAAUAGUACUCAUUUUUACCAACGAUUUACUGUCACUCUUUAAUAUUUUACCUUUUUUCUUAUAUUUUUUAUUUUAGAAAAUACUUCUCUAAUCGCAUCCAAUGAUAUUUGAAUACCAGUUUCCAGUUCUAAUUAGGGCAACAUGAAAUAAUUUAAUUUGGCAACAGUCCUUAAAACAUGGAACUGGUCAAUAGUGGUAUAGUAAAGGAAAACAUCGGUCAAAAAAUCUAGUCAAUCUAGUUGAUAAAUAUUUAUGUUUUACACUAGCCUGAAAUGAAAUAAUCAAAAUAUAAUUUUUAUAUUAGCACAACACCAAGUAAAUAUGGUUUCCAAUUAGAGUUGUUCGUUUAAUUUGAACCUCUCCUUAUUUUGUUUACUAUUAAUACGAGUUUUAUAUUGUUUUAUUAGAAUUUUAAAAAUAAAUGAUAACCGCCUAAACCUAAUUUUUUGUAACUCAAGCAGCUUAUUUGUUAUCUCAAUUCGCACCAACAAAAAAAUCAGAAAUCGUUUAGGGUGAGUUUAAAUAGAGACUAAUGCAAAAACCUCGCCAUUCAAAAUCUCAUUCUCGGGAAAGUUGUACAUCUUUUUUGUAUACACAAUGUUAACAUCAUACUCCUUGUCCUUAGUCAAUGUAGACUCUCAUAUUGGCAUUUAGGCUAUUUUGGGUCUGGGUAAGCAGUAGUUAUGUAGUUAAUUAUUGGGCGGGUUUAAAACUUUUCUUCAACUGUUAAUCUUAAACUAUGAGUAUAAUGUGACAAGUCAACAUUCGAUCUUGCAUAUUGUUACUUAAGAUACUAGGAAUUGCACUUCCUAAAAUUUACUUCUACAAAAAUAAUUGAGCAAUCAAUUAACUAUUUCAAGCUAUGUAAGAUAUAAUUUUAUAAUUUUAGUUGGAAACAGAUAGCUAUACAUUCUUUCUGCUAAUUCUUUGCAACGAAAGCAAUUAACACCUCUAAAACAAAUGGAAGAUAGUCUAACUUCUAACACAAAAAAAUAUAUGGGAGAGAAGACUUACAAUCCUAGUCAACAUGACUCAGAGUAAAAUUUUACAAAAUUAUGUGUUUUCAAACUUCUCACAUAUUAACAUUCAACGUUUCUAAAGAACAUUUAGGAGGAAACAAAUAGAUGAUUUUAAACAAUUUGCCCAUUAAAAGAAAUUGAUAAAUGAAUGAUGGUUCUAAACAAACGGAAUUUAUUUAUGUUCAUAUGGAGACUCCAUAAAGAAAAUCAUAACAACUGAUUAAAAAUGCGGACAUAACACUUACUUUUUAAAUGAGUCUAAGACUUACAAGAAGCUACCGUAGAAAUUCAGAGGAUUUAUUUAAUUUGAACUGAUUGAUUGGUGUGUUUAUACAUUUUUCAAGAAAAAAAAGUUAAAUUUUAUUUUGGCACUACUUUAUUCUAAUUUUAUAUUAAAUUAAAGUUAUAUGUAACAGAAAUUAAGAAAAAUGAGUGCUAUUUCUAAUACAUAUUGGACAUUUUAUGGGAUUGAAAUCUAUGCAUUGAAUCUCAAUUUCCCCAAUAGUAUUUUAAAGAAAAUAACGAACAUAUAAUGUAUGUAGAAUAGAUAUAACUUUUCCUGAUGUAUUUUUUUUAUAAUAAAACAAUGAAAAAAAUAAAGAAAUAUACGAGUAUAUCGAUUUUGCAACACAUAGACCAAAAAGGAAAUUGUAUCGAAAGUGAUUGGCGAAUUACCAAAUGAAUAAGCAUUCAAUGUUUCUUAUUAUGAUUGCAUGGUUCAUUUUAUAAAGAUACUACAUAUGCCAUGAAAAAUUAUUAUAAUAUACGUAGAUAGCAACGCUACAUUUAACAUGUUAAUGUAAACACAAUUAUUAAUGUAAUAUUUAUUUGCAACUAAAAGAAACAACUGAUAUUAUAAAAGUAAAUAAGAUUUGAAUAGUAUGGAAUGUAUUAACCCUUCUUUAUUUAGACGUAGGUGUAUAGAAAGAAAAUAAUUAAUAAUAUGCUUAAAAAAAUAGUAAAUUGAUAAAUGUAGAUGAAAGGUGUAACUGCUAAGAAUUUAUUUAAGACUUUUGAUGCAAUAAGUUUUGAUUGAAUGUUAUCUGUCGCAAUAUUUAAGUGUUUGAUUAGAGUCAAUAAAAGUGUAUCGUCAUACCUACAUAACAUACGAAGCAAGUUUAGUCUAUACUUUAAUACCCGAUUUCUUAAUUCUAAUGUAUUAUAUUAAUUCAGUAAAAAAAAGAGUAAAUUAAUCUAUAGAUUUAUUACAUUUAAUAUUUAAUUCAAUAUGAAAAUGCACAUACCGUAUAAAACAAAUAAAAGUCAAAUAAUAUACUUUAAAUGCGCGUGUACAUUUUUCUUUACUAUUUUUAUAAUACUCUCGAGAUUCGAAAUAAAUGACAUUUUAUUUA
Messenger RNA from Eupeodes corollae, 9098 nucleotides. It is a transcript of the gene Prosap, whose product is annotated as SH3 and multiple ankyrin repeat domains protein 1. NCBI's taxonomy places the organism in Eukaryota, Metazoa, Arthropoda, Insecta, Diptera, Syrphidae. The coding region runs from base 1891 to 6423 and encodes 1510 amino acids. Gene Ontology annotation, molecular function: synaptic receptor adaptor activity; ionotropic glutamate receptor binding. The transcript has 14 exons. The record is from RefSeq and is a predicted model, not a curated record. Gene Ontology annotation, cellular component: postsynaptic membrane; postsynaptic density; dendritic spine.